GAAGCAACAUGUCCACAAAUGGACCUCUCUUGUGUAAAUUAAUUUAUUUUAAGAUAUAAAAGGUACGCGCAUGUGAUGCAUGUGGAUUUUUUAACCAGCCCAAAGGAAGGUUAAUAUUUAACAAAAUCACAUUUGCAACUGCGGUGAUUAACAUGUGAUGAUUAUUUGGAUUUUGUAUGUGAGUAAUAAAUCGACCCAAAGGAAGUUUUAUUGUUUGACAUACUAUUAUUAUCAAUGUUUGAUUACUGCAACAAGAUAUCACUUACUAGUUAAUAUUGUUGUCCAAAGACAAGGUAUUAAUGUGGUGCUCGAUGUCUUGAGAUGGGAAUUACCUUGAUUUGAAUUGAUAUAUUGCUUUGAGACUUACGUGAGCAUGUUUUAUUGGUUGUAUUUGAAUUCAGCUAUUACUCGUGCGAAUAUUACUGCCAGCAUUUAUUCAAUUCCUAUGCUAAAUGGCACCAACUUCAAGUCAUGGCAAGAGAACCUUCUGAUAGUUCUCAGAGUUAUGGAUCUCGACCUUGCGUUAAGGAUCGAUUCUCCUACACCACUUAAUGAUCAAAGCACCUCUGAUCAAAAGAGGGAUAUGGAAAGGUGGGAGAGAUCAAAUCGCAUGUGUAUGAUGAUCAUGAAGAAAGCCAUUCCAGAAGCAUUCCGGGGCACAAUGUCUGAAAAGAUAACCACAGCUAAAGAAUUCCUUACUGACAUUGAAAAGAGAUUUGUCAAGAGCGAAAAGGCUGAAAUUGGUACGAUCUUGACAAAUUUAAUUUCAAUGCGCUACAAAGGGAACGGCAAUAUUAGGGAGUACAUCAUGGAGAUGUAUCAUCUUGCUUCUAAGUUAAAAGCACUUAAGCUGGAACUCACUGAGGACUUGCUGGUGCAUCUGGUUUUAAUAUCUCUUCCGGCACAGUUUAAUCAGUUUAAGGUGUGCUACAACUGUCAGAAAGAGACUUGGUCUCUGAAUGAGCUCAUCUCACACUGUGUCCAAGAGGAGGAAAGGCUGAAGCAAGAUAAGACAGAAAGUGCUCAUCUAACCUCAACUUCCAAGGAUAAGGGAAUGAAAAGGAAGAAGGAUAAAGAAGCUGCAACCUUGGCAAACAAAAGGAAACAACAACAGAAACAGGAUGAUCCGGAAAGCACAGGUUGUUUCUUUUGUAAAGCCACAGGACAUGUGAAGAAGAAUUGCACCAAUUAUCACGCAUGGCGUGCUAAGAAAGGGUUGCCUGAGUUGCCGAAAGCCAAGUGAUGUUGAAAGAUACAUCUAUGUGGGCGAUGGCAAG
Syzygium oleosum is the source of this 1277-nucleotide messenger RNA. RefSeq lists its product as uncharacterized. Gene Ontology annotation, molecular function: nucleic acid binding; zinc ion binding. The transcript is spliced from 2 exons. The record is from RefSeq and is a predicted model, not a curated record. NCBI's taxonomy places the organism in Eukaryota, Viridiplantae, Streptophyta, Magnoliopsida, Myrtales, Myrtaceae. Bases 374 to 1243 code for a protein of 289 amino acids.